Messenger RNA from Exophiala aquamarina CBS 119918, 1341 nucleotides. RefSeq lists its product as uncharacterized. Gene Ontology annotation, biological process: DNA-templated transcription. Lineage: Eukaryota; Fungi; Ascomycota; Eurotiomycetes; Chaetothyriales; Herpotrichiellaceae. Bases 1 to 1341 code for a protein of 446 amino acids. Gene Ontology annotation, molecular function: DNA binding; zinc ion binding. The record is from RefSeq and is a predicted model, not a curated record. The transcript has a single exon. Gene Ontology annotation, cellular component: nucleus.
AUGUUCUAUGCUAAUCCAUUGGUCACGCAGUACAAGAACUUCUGGUUAGACCCGAAUGCUGCUCCAUUGCCAUGGGUCAGCCUUCUCUUCAGUAUAUUGUCCAUCGGAGUGUUUCUGUCCUUACGCGCUGGGGACACCUUAACAGGUCUGCCGAGUGACCCAAUGUCAACAAUGGCCAAUUAUCAUCAGCGAUCAACCGAGUGCCUCCUGCUUUCUUACUAUUGGAAACCAAAGCCCUACACUAUAGAAUCUCUACUCAUGAACCUCCAAAGCGAGUUUAUUCGAAGUCAAGACUCCGAGCUUGGUGUGUGGGCUCUAGCUGGUACAGUAACCCGGUUAGCCAUGAGCAUGGGAUACCAUCGUGAUCCAGCACAGUAUCCCCAAAUUUCCUGCUUCCAUGGCGAGAUGAGGCGUCGAGUCUGGGCGGGCAUUGUUCAACUUGACAUAUUCUUUUCCUUUCAGCUGGGCCUGCCACGGAUGAUUGCCAUGGACCAAUGUGACACGCUGCCUCCCAGAAACCUUCUAGACAGCGACUUCAGCAUAGAUACCAAGGAAUUGCCGCAAUCUCGACCGGAUACGGACUACACUCCAGCCGCCUACACGAGAGCAAAAGGACGACUCUUAGCUGUUUUCGCUGACAUUGCGGAUAAAUCUUCUUCGGUUCAACCUCGAGAGUAUCGCCAAUACUUAGAAUUUGACCAACGGCUCAAUGAAGCAUAUGCAGCAAUCCCGGAACAUCUUCAAAUCAAACACGCAGAAGAGUACGUGGCGGCUUCUGCGGCGAUCCUUGUUCGACGGCACCUCCUUGAGCUCCUAUAUCAAAAGUCGAGGUGUAUAUUACACCGUGAGUAUAUGAUUAAAGCCGCACACGAUAGUACAGUUAUGUAUUCGAGGUCAGCUUGCGUCGAUGCCGCGAUGACACUCCUGGGAGAGCAAAUGACCAUCCACCAACAAAUCCAGAAAGGUUGUGUGCUCUCAAGAGAGCGCUGGUUCCUGAACUCCUUGCACCAUACUGAUUUCAUCCUUGCGGCGAUGAUCGUGUGCUUGGAGCUCAAUUUUCGACUAGAGGGUGGACCUCGCCAGCCGCGGCUUGUUGAUGAGCUCGGCCGUGCUAAAUACGAGAACCAGACACUGAUACAAGCACUUCACAGCUCGUAUGACAUCUGGAAUGAGUGGAAGGUUCUGUCAAAGGUCCCUACUCAGGCCGCUCGGAUCUUGUCCAUUAUGCUGCGCAAAGCGGACUCUGAGCAUUUGCCCAAACCCACACAGACCUUUGCCGGAGUUGACUUAGAGAGACAGAAAGGUCCCCAGCUAGGCAAGUCUACGGCCCUAGCUCUAUAG